Molecule: messenger RNA, 976 nt
Organism: Sorghum bicolor (sorghum)
Lineage: Eukaryota; Viridiplantae; Streptophyta; Magnoliopsida; Poales; Poaceae
Product: pectinesterase inhibitor
Exons: 1
Coding region: 61-774 (237 amino acids)
Molecular function (GO): enzyme inhibitor activity
Source: RefSeq, a predicted model, not a curated record
UCAACUGAACAAGGUCUAAAUGAAAGAGAAUCCUCUGUCCAAAGUUUCAACAUCGUCUAAAUGAAAGAGAAUCCUCUGUCCAAAGUUUCAACAUCCCAACAUGGCUACAAAAACCCAUCCAAAGCUUGCAGGCAAAUUAAGCGGCAACGACACACCAACCUGGCACUAGCAGUAGCAGCACACGCACCCUCCCAGCAAGCAACGAUGGCGGCGAGGCUUGUCUCCGUCUCCGUCUCCGUUCCCCUCCUCCUGCUCGUCGUUGUCCUGGCCGGCUCCCGCGCGGCGCUGGCCUCCGAGACCGUGGACCAGACCUGCGCCAAGGCCACGUCGGGCGCGCAGCACAAGGAGCAGCUGGCGUCCUUCUGCGUGUCGUCGCUCCAGGCGGCGCCCGGCAGCGAGGGCGCCGACGCGCGCGGCCUUGCCGCCAUCGCCACCAACCUGACGCUGGCCAACUACACGGCCGCCGUGGCCACCAUCAAGGAGCUGGAGCGGCGGGGAGGCUGGCCCGAGCGGUCGCGGCGCGCGCUGGCCACGUGCCGCCAGCGGUACAUCGAGGCGCUCAACGUCGUGCACAGCGCCGUCCACGCGCUCGCCACGGGGAGGUUCCGGGACUACGUGUCCGACAUGGAGGUCGUCCGGAAGGCGGCGUCCGAUUGCGAGGACGCGUUCGGCGGCGCCGGCGGGAACGGCAUGUCGCCGCUGCGGAAGGUGGACGACGACGCCGACAACCUCACCGUGGUGGCCAUGCUCAUCGUCAGAUCCCUCGGUAAUUAAGGGCGGAUCGAGGCGGAGGCCAUUGGUGUUGCGUUACCUUGCAAUUGUAGGCAAAUAAUCAAAAUGUCCUCUUGAGGUUCUUGUGUGAUGUGCCAAUCAAUGAGACUAUGGAUCAGAUAAUACUUCACUGACAGUAUUACUUGUACGAGCCUGAUUUGAUAUUUCGUCCAUUCUAAUGGUCUUGUUUGGCUGGUGUUGUCUA